Molecule: messenger RNA, 618 nt
Organism: Racocetra fulgida
Lineage: Eukaryota; Fungi; Glomeromycota; Glomeromycetes; Diversisporales; Gigasporaceae
Source: the annotation of a GenBank genome assembly
AUGAAAGAAAAACGUAAAAGCUAUCCUGCUAAUCUAAAACUUGAAGCAAUUAAUUAUAUAAUUGAUCGGCGUUUAAGAGAAAUAGCAGUUACACCUAAUGAUGCCAAAUAUUGUAUGACUAGCUUACACUCUCAGAAAUUUAAACUUGAAUACCCUAAUGCUAUUCAUAAUUUUAAAGCUUCAGCAAAUGCUUGGAUGGAUGAAAAGUUGAUGGUAGACUGGUUAGAAGUAGUUUGGCAACAAAGCCCUGGAGGAGAAGAAAAAAGAUCCUUAUUAGUUUUUGAUUCAUACGAAGGACAUCUUACUUCAUCUGUAAAAAACAAAUGUUAUGAAACAAAUACAGUUCUGGGUGUUAUUCUCGGUGGACUUAUAUCUAUAAAUGACAUCCUGGCAGAAAUUAUCAUUAAGUCUUUUGAAAAAUAUGGUAUUUCUAAUGUAUUAGAGAAUCAGUUAGCUGAAUCAAAUAAUGUUGAAGAGAUUGAAGGAUAUGAUAUAGUACUAGAGAGUGAAAAUAAAGAAAACGAAAAAAUCGUUGCUACAACUAGUACAAGAAAUACAGAUAAAAACUAUAUAAUCAGAAUAAACGAACAUGAAGUAAUGAGUGUUGCAUUGUAUUAA